UGUCGAAUAUUAAUAAUAGGUAGGGGUAAAUGUAAGGUCUCCAGUAAUAAAUAAUGUGUUAAUUGUAUAAUUAAUUCCAUAUUUAAUUUUUUUGUUUAGUGUUGGUGUUACUACGUAUUUGAAGUUGGGUCGACUUUGGGAUUAUUAUUUGUCAGGCUAGAAUUGUGCAUUCUUCUGUUUUUGUUGCUUACUGAUUCAAUCAAUUACUCAUUAUAACUGAUUAUAAGCCUGUAGUACAUUUUUCACUGAUUGUUUUUUUUGUCACAAAAUGUAGGGUAAUUCCCAGGAAAACUCUCAUGGCCCUGGCAAGUUCAUCCCUAAGUAGGGCAAACCCUUGCAAAACCGUUUUAACCCAUUACUAGGGCCUUGCCACUUUGCCAUGUCAGGCCCUUGCCAGAAUCCAGGCGUACUGGGAAGGGCCUUGAGAGGCCCAGACCAUAAUUUUUGCACGGGAUACUAGACCGUGAACUAAAUUAUAAAGAACGUUGUUUUUCAGAAAUGUUACACAUAAAAAUUAAUGAUUUCACUAUUAAUAAAAAAGAUGACAUAAUGUAUCUGAAUAAAAUCUACUUCCCUUUAAUUUCCAAAUUAAACUCGUGAUUCUAUUUUUCUGAAAAUAUUUUACUUCCACGUGCUGUUUACAUCUAAGUUCAUUAACUUCUCUAUUUCAUUUGGAUUUUUAAAUUUUGAAUUUAGUCUUGACGAUACGUGUCUAUAAACCUUACGUGCCAGCUUAGUCUGAGCAAAAUAAAAUUUUCUAACGUAAAGAUGUAACGGUUCAACUAAUUAUUAUUGGUAAUUUUCAUUAUUUAUAAGAAAAAGAUAAUGUGGUGUUUGAAAUAAAAUAAAUAUUUUCAUUAAAUUUAACCUGAAGAUAACGACGAACCAAGUCAUCGAAACGUCGUUUUUUAUUUUGUGGAAAUAAACAACAUUAAUAACAUACAUUUUUUAUGUUAUUUUAUUCCUUCCAAGGAUCGAAUUUUUCUCAACUUUUAAUUCUUUAUAUACAUAUUCAUGAAAAUUAUGAGUCAAUUAUAUAUUGUUGUUAUUUGAUAAAAAUUCUUUUGAAAAUAAUGAGUAACGAAUUAAGAAUUUACAAAAAUUAAAGCAUAGCAUACUUGAUCAUGAUAUAAAUUCACAAUCAGAAUUAAAAUUAUUUGUGCCAAAUCAAUAUUUUUCUUGUCACUAUGUUUUGAAUUUCAAUAACAAAAAAGUGAUUUAAAAAGUUAUAUUCAAAUUAUUUAAGAACAAAGAAGAGUUUUCGUAUAUAAAUCGAGAGCAAAGGCGAGAAAUACCAUCAAAGUACAAGAUAUUGUAUAACAAUCAAAAUGAAUAACUUUCAAUUAUUUUCCAUAUUGUUUGGCAUUCUAUUUAUUUUUUCCAUCUCUUCCGAUGCACGUCCUAACAGCACUUUAUUGAAAAAUGAGCAACAUUCAAAAUUUAUAGUCAAACGCUCACCAUAUGGUGACAGUAGCAGUUAUGAGGAUGAUAGUAAUGAGACUAAUAGUGACUCUUCCUACGAUAGUAGUGAAAUUCGCUCUAAGAAGACUACUACAACGCAAGCGCCAAAUCCACAUCCAAAUCCAAACCCAAAAUCAAAGCAACAUCAUAAACGACAUGGAAAAAAGGUCAAACAAGGAUAGUAAAUAAAAUUCGUAACAUGGUCAUUCAGAAAAAUAAAAAAGUUAAGGGAAAAAUAUGAAUUAGAUUCAGAUACAAAUUAAGCCAAAUUUGACCAUACAUGCGAAAAACAACUGCACAGCUAUAGAAUAAGCCAUAGAAAACUACUGCGCAGCUAUUUUAUUACCUUGAAAAUUUGAAAUUGAUUUUCGAUUUACAAAAAGUUCAUUUAUUUAUUCUUUCUUACGUUUCUUAUAAUUUUUUUCCUAAUUAGUCGACGAAAAUUUGUACUUCCUUUAAAAAAAAAACAUUUUGGAAAAAAAUUAUGAUUUGGUAAAUUAAAUAAUAAUAAUAAUAAUAGGUAUAAAUGAAAACUUUAUAGAAGUGAAUAUGAAAUUACAUGAUCUAAUUUUUUAUGGAAUUUCUAUCAUUACUUGUAUGUAAUUAAUUAUUUAAUAUAUAUUAUAUAUGUUUAUUUUUAUUAAAAAUCUAGAAUUGUAAAUUUAGUUUUCAAUAAAUGUGGAUUUUUUUACAUUUAUUUCUUUUCCUUUUUAUUUAUUAAUUUUCAAUUCUAUACUUUAUCAAUUUUUUCAAAUCCUUAAAUUUUUGUAAAUGUUAAAAAAAAUCUUAAUAAUUUUAUAUUUUACAAUUUGAAUAAAUUUUCUUCACGCAAUAGAUGUUGGAGCAAGAAAAGCAAGGGUCGAAUUUUUUGACUUUUGAAAAUAAUAAAUGAAAUAAAAAACAUUAAGAAAAAAACUAAUAUAUGCUGGUCUAUGCGUAAUCCAAAAAAAUUGGAGAAACUUGUAAUUUAAAAAUUUUUAAUGUACUGAAAUAAAUUUAUUGAAAUAA
Leptopilina boulardi is the source of this 2469-nucleotide messenger RNA. RefSeq lists its product as uncharacterized. The transcript has 3 exons. Bases 1329 to 1643 code for a protein of 104 amino acids. Lineage: Eukaryota; Metazoa; Arthropoda; Insecta; Hymenoptera; Figitidae. The record is from RefSeq and is a predicted model, not a curated record.